AUGGUGGUUUUUCUCGAUCAAAUCCCAUCGCUGACAAACGCAGGCAUGAGGCGUUCUAGACACAACAAUGCAUUACAAGUACAAGAUGAUUGGCCAAUCCGAAAGGCCCUCACACUUUCAGACGUUGACAUAACUCACCCCUUUCUCACUCUCCCUCGUCAGCCAGUUGAGACUUACAUCCUUGUCCAUCUAACACAGCUUGAACGCGAUCACCUUCUCAACAGAGAGCAAGUAGCCAUCAAUGCUCAAGAUGAUGACACUGGUGAUCUUUAUGUAAUGAAGUUAAAAUGGCGUGGAAGUUAUUACAAUCUGAUUGGCAAAUGGGGAAGAAUCGUACGUAGCAAAGGACUCGAUGUUGGAAAAGAGAUAAAAAUCCGUUGGUUUAAUGGAUGCCUACACUUUUCAGUCCCUCAACAACAAGUUCUUGCUAUUCCACCAUUGCAAAUCAUCCCUGCACCUGUACCCCAUCAUGAUCAAUGGCCAAUUAGGAAAGUUUUAACACUAUCUGAUGUGGACACAAACCACCCUUUUCUACCUUUAGCAAGAAGAUCAGUUGAAGACCAUAUUCUUGUCCAUUGGACGCCUCAACAAAGAGAGCUUUUGAGAAACGAAGAACAAGUCAAUUUGAACGCACGUGAUGUUGAUACAGGGGAUAUAUACGUGAUGAAGCUGAGGUGGCGUGGUAAUUAUUAUAAUCUAAUAGGAAAAUGGGGAAAGAUUAUCCGUAGCAAGGGACUAGGGGUAGGGAAAGAGAUCAAGAUAAGAUGGGCUAAUGGCUGCCUUCAUUUUUCUGUCCCUUAUGAACAGACUGUGGUCCCUACAACAAUCCCAGUGAUACAUCAUCAUCACCAAGAAGAAUGGCCAAUUAAAAAGGCUCUAACUUCAUCUGAUGUGGAUACAAAUCAUCCUUUCCUCACAUUACCUGGGAAAUCAAUUGAAGAUCAUAUUCUUUUGUAUUGGGCAUCACAGGCACGAGAGCAAUUAAGAAACGAGCUUCAGAUAAAUGUAAAUGCAAGAGAUUAUGACACGGGUGAUCUUUUUUUGAUGAAGUUGAAGUGUCGUGGGAGUUACUAUAAUCUUAUUGGAAAAUGGGGUCAAAUCAUCAGAGGGAAAGGGCUGCAAGUUGGACAGGAGAUUAGGGUUCGUUGGGAUAAUGGGUACUUGGUUUUUUCAGUUCCUCAAUGAUAUAGUAAUACUGAUAUCAGGUUAUUAGGUAGAAAAAUUGACGAAAGUACUCGAGUUACAUUACAUGCUC
This is a messenger RNA of Lactuca virosa, 1255 nucleotides long. The record is from the annotation of a GenBank genome assembly. Lineage: Eukaryota; Viridiplantae; Streptophyta; Magnoliopsida; Asterales; Asteraceae.